AUGGAUUCAGAAUUAUUUAAAGAGUUCGAAGCUGUGCUUCAAAAUUCGGCUGAACUGCCUCCUUUAGCAUUAUAUAUUGCAGGGUCUGCAAGAUAUAAGACUUCUCUAUCUCCUAAAGUGAUUUUAAAGUUUCUUCAAGGUUUCUAUCAAAAAAUCAAGAAUGGUCUCAUCCCGAAUGAAAUGAUUUUUUUUAUAGCAAAUUAAAAAAAUAAGGCUAGAUAGGGAGAAUUAUAAUAAUUUUUUUCUAUAAAAUUAAGGGUUUUUUCUUUAGUAAGUAUAGUAAAUUUAUAGAAAUAAGUAUAAAAUUCAAGCGUGCAUAUUUGAUGGACAAAUUGGUGAAGCCAAAGAGCUAUUAAGCUCUCUACAAGACCAAAAGCCGCAAAUAGAGCCAGAACCAAUACCCCCGCAGCCGAAAUACAAUAAAGCAGCACAUUUAAGACAACUAGAAGAAGAAGCUCUACAAUUAAUCGAAAUCAUGAAAAAAGAACCAGUAUUUAAUCAAUCCCUCAAGCCAGUCCAGCCCAAACUCAAAGAGCAAUCCUCAUUAGUCUGCAAUUUAUGCAAUAAUGAGCUUCGCUAUGAAAACUGUUCAGUUAUGGAAAAUUGCGCUCAUAUGUUUCACCCCAAUUGCUUAUUUGAAUAUAUUUCUGCACAAAUUUACGCCCAAGCUUCUGAUAUAAAAUGUCCAGCUAAAAACUGUAAAGCUGAAAUUCAUAUAAAAGAUUUAGAAGCAAGCUUAACCCCAGAACUAUACAAAAUAUAUCAAGAAAAUUCAUUAAAUAAUUUGCUUAGUAGUGGAUUAGUUGGAGAUAUUAUAAAAUGCCCUAAUCAGAAUUGUACUGAAAGAUUCGCAUUGUCUGAUGAUGCAGUUGUGAUGUGUCCUGGGUGUCGAAAUGAAAUUUGUGGAAAAUGUAAAAAAUUGAAGCAGGCUUGCAUGUGUUUAAAUUUGCAUUCACAGCAUGGAUAUGUACCUGUGGCUACUUUUAAGAGGCAAUGCCCAUACUGUGAAACGUGGAGUGAUAAGAAUGGAGACAAUAAUUUUUCUAAAUGCAGAAACUGUUCAAAUGUGUUUUGUUUUGACUGCUUAAAAAUACCAGGGGUGUGUAAGUGUCUUUUGCCUGCAAAUAUUUUGCAUUAA
This is a messenger RNA of Blepharisma stoltei, 1138 nucleotides long. Lineage: Eukaryota; Ciliophora; Heterotrichea; Heterotrichida; Blepharismidae. The record is from the annotation of a GenBank genome assembly.